Messenger RNA from Ambispora leptoticha, 174 nucleotides. NCBI's taxonomy places the organism in Eukaryota, Fungi, Glomeromycota, Glomeromycetes, Archaeosporales, Ambisporaceae. The record is from the annotation of a GenBank genome assembly.
AUGAUUCAUACACUGCAUAGUCGUGAUGAAGUACUUGGUAUACUAUAUCAUCUUGAGAUCGCGGAUGAUACUGCCGUUUUCAGCAAGCUAAACCAUCUUCAUGGGUUACUUGUUUUAAAAACUUACCUAAUCGAAUGGAGAAAGGAUGAUGAGAUAGUUGUGAAGUGUUGCUAA